This is a messenger RNA of Parathielavia appendiculata, 2054 nucleotides long. RefSeq lists its product as uncharacterized. Bases 293 to 1963 code for a protein of 556 amino acids. Lineage: Eukaryota; Fungi; Ascomycota; Sordariomycetes; Sordariales; Chaetomiaceae. The record is from RefSeq and is a predicted model, not a curated record. The transcript has 5 exons.
GGCGACGAGAUGCUGUCCAAUGUGCGCCAGCCCCGAGCCAUCGGAGGCCUAACAGUUCCUUCCACUUCAACCUGCAGGUUCUGUCUGCCAGCUUACGAAAGUCCAGUAGAUUUUACAUAUUUGCGCCUUGCAUUUGGAUGCAUGCUGCGUGGCAUAAUUUGUUCUUCCCCACACUUUGUGUUUUACCCCUGUCGACUCAUUCUCACUGACGACGACAUCAUAUCGAACUUCAGUCAGGCACAGCAGGAAGAGACUUCAGGCAUUUGGGGAGGGACUGGAAGUGAAGUGAAAAAUGAAUCGCUUUGAGCGCUACCACCGCUCUUACGACUACAACAACGCCAGCGCCCACAGCUCAUGGGAUACAAAGACCUCCAUCGGCGUCGAACAAGGCGACGAUGACGACGCUCACUCCCGCGUUAACCUGACCCGGCGGCCCGCAGCCAGUGUGAUCGGCUACGACGAUUUAGAUUUUUGGCCCCGGACCAGACCCAAUACUCGGGAUAGAGACCGCGACCGCAACCGCAACCGCGAUCUCAACAGUCCCCGCCUCCGCCAGCGAGACGGCCACGGCCACAGAGCAAGCUUAAGACCUUCGCUGUCCUCCGGCCCGACCCUCACCACUGGAACUUCGACAACGACUACAGACCGCGAAUGGGAAAAGGAAAGAGACUUUUCCAACCUCAAGCAGCGCCUCUCUCUCGCCGGCCGCUCUCCCCCAAGCCUAACUUUUAUCAGCGGCAACUACCCCCACCACCACCGCGCGCGAUCCCUCUCUCUGACUCGCCUCUCGGCAUCGGCAGCAGGAUCGGUCUACUCGGAUAUCUCAUCUUCCUCCCUUGAAGAUGAUGAAGAUGACUCUGACAUGGAACCAUGGUGGGGCAGCACCGGACGUGGACGUCAAGGACGUGGACAUCGUGUCCUCCCGCUCGCACCAGGCUCCCCACCACUCCCGCGGCGCCAUCGCCAGACGACGGACUCGCCGUCCCCAAAGUAUUACCGCCACGCACGGCUCAGCCUGUCGCCGCCGGAGAGGCAUGAGAGGGGGUAUCAGGUGGUUCCUGCUCCUGUCCCCCCCCCCACGUGUGUCUCUGUUGGUGGUGGAGCAGCUCGAGAUGAGACGGCGGCGGAGAGGCAUGCAGAUGAUUUGAGGGCGAGGCUGGGCGGGUUGGAUGUGAGGGAACGGUUGCCUAAUCCGAGGGUGUCGUCGUCUAGGCACCAUGCUGGUCAUGCGAGGAAGAGGAGUGAGAGCUAUGAGCGGUUCAAGGGAGUAAGGAAUGGGAGAAAGGGAUUGAGUCCCGCAGCUGGGGCGAGGGCGAACUCCAAACACCGCGGUCUAAAGCCACAGUACAAUCAGGUUCAUGCCCUGAUCCUGACGUGGUCGUUCCAUGACCUGCGCACGGAGGACUACACCGCACCGCCAGCAUCCGAUUACGUCUCGCUUGAGGAGGAGACAGCCCAGCUGCGGGGAACGCUAGAAGGGUACGGGUACACGGUUCACGAGUUCCUAAUUCCGAUGCACCGGUCCGUCGAGCGUUUAAAGGCGAAGCUGAAACAGUUCUGCCGGUACGCGGCCGACGACACACUGCUGAUCGUUUAUUACCACGGCCACGGCGCGCUGGACGGCGACAAUGAGCUGGUGUUUAGCAGCCACGACCACCCCGAGAACCCCGAGUGGGCCAAAGCCGCCGCCGCCGAGCUCUACGCGGCGCUCAUGUGCGGUGACACCUGCUCAACCCACGGCCGCCGUGACAAAUACCAGGAACUCCUAAAGAAAUACGAGCGCUACCGCCCCGUAUCCACCAUCAAAUGGGACACCCUCCGCGGGCCCAUCCUCUCGGCCCCCUGCGACGUGCUCCUCGCCGCCGGGCACCGAGGUGUACACCAAGCACCUGUUCGCCGCCUGCGGCUUCGAGUCGAGCACCAGCGACGACAUGACGGCCGCCAUGUGCGAGGUGCUGCAUGAGUGGGUGCCUUCUCCUCCUCCUCCUCCUCCGGCUGCUGGAGGGGCUCUGAGACGGUCUGCGUCGGUGGAUGCCGUCGCCGGGACGGGUGGU